Molecule: messenger RNA, 1035 nt
Organism: Osmia lignaria (orchard mason bee)
Lineage: Eukaryota; Metazoa; Arthropoda; Insecta; Hymenoptera; Megachilidae
Source: RefSeq, a predicted model, not a curated record
CUUCAGAUACCGAAUGAAACCGUGACCCUACGAGUCUUACAAAAUGUGACUCGAAGUUAAUAAAUUAUAUUUAUUACAACUGAAAAGCUCGACACGAACGACAUUUUUAUUCAUUCUUCAAGAUUAAAAUUGUAAGAAACCUUCGAAAUUGAUAUAAGAAUUAAUUAAACGAAGAACGCGAUGCACUCAAAGGAUUCUAUUGUCAAGAUGAAAAUAUUCAAAGCAUUUUAAUGAAAUACGUUCUUUAGCGUCCUGCAAUUUCCAAUUACACAAAACUUGUGUUCUAACGCGGAAUAAGAAAUAUUAUCCUGUAGAAUGCUUAAACAGCUUCGUCGAUCGAGUUACGUCUUCAAUAUCGCUCGAGGAGCAAGGGUGAGCUUUAACUUUGUACGAAACAAAAGCUCCGAGGAUCUGAGACAAACUUUGGCCAAGGCAUACGGCUAUAUCCAUCGUAGAACAAAAAUGGACAUCCAGGAGAAGAUGAGAGAACUCGGCGACCUGUUUUCGAAAACUGGGAAAGAACUAAGCGAUAUUGUGAAGCAAAACGAACAAUUCAUAACGGAGGAGAUACGAAAAGCUGAGGAAACUCUUCGAAAGGCUUCCGAGGUAUGCGCAGGAAAGCACAUGGACCGUCUGAAAGUCGUGAAAGAGACGUACGCGAAUAGAAUAAAAGUUUGUAACGAUAAGGCAGCGCUGGGGAUGCACGCUGCGAGAAUGAAAUACGAAGGACAGAUCGAAAAGACGGAGGUACUUCGAAAUUCGAUGAAACGAAUCCUAAAGGAAUGCUUAGACACGGAUGAAUUUGUCAAGUGCAUCGCCAACAAAACUAAGGAGACCGCCAGGCAACGGAAAGAAAUCGGGGAGAAGUUGAACGAGACGAUGGUAAACGCGAGGAUCUCGAUCGCUGAUCAACUGAGGGACGCGAUGAAAUGCCACGCGGAUGCUCAAGCGGAAUCUCUUAAGAGUCUGGGAGAAAUUUUAAAGGACAUCAAAGAAUGUGUCGUGCAAACUCAACAAUGACAUUAAAUGUACUAC